AUGGCUGCGGGCGUGCCUGCGCUGGCCCUAGCUGCAGCGGGGGGCGCAGCAGCGGGGGCCCCUAGGGGCCCCCCGGGGGCCCCCGCGGCCGCGCGGGGGGCCCCCGGGGGCCCCCUGGGGGCCCCCGAGGUCCCCCCGACCCUCCCUGUCGUCUGCUCGAAGCUCUUCCGCCUCUUCUUCCCCUUAACUCUCCUCCAGGCCCGCAAAGGCUGGCUUGUGGGGUGGGGCUUGCCAGAUGGCACGGCCAUUGCAUGCGGGCUGCUGCCGCCGCUGCCGCCGCAGCUGGCUGCGCUGUUCCUGCUGCAGCUGAACCAGCGGCUGCUCAGGCCUGCAGCAGCGCGCCAGCCCCCGCUCCGCGAGGGAAGCAGCAGCAGCAGCAGCGGCGACUGCAGCAGCAGCAGCAGCAGCAGCAGCGGCGACUGCAGCAGCAGCAGCAGCAGCAGCAGCAGCAGUGACGGCGACUGCAGCAGCAACAGCAGCAGCAGCAGCAGCAGCAGCGACGGCGACUGCAGCAGCAACAGUAGCAGCAGCAACGGCAGCAGCAGUAGCAGCAGCAGCAGCAGCAGCAGCAGCAGCAGCAGCAGCAGCAAUGGAGAGGAGCAAGACCUCGUUCUAGACUACCACGUGCUGCCGCAGGCGGUGCAGCUCAUUGGCUGGUGGCGAGGGCCGGACCCCGAGGCAGUUUGCCCCUUUGACAAAGUGCAGCAGCAGCAGCAGCAGCAGCAGCAGCAGCAGCAGCAGCAGGGGUUUAGCUCAGGCGUUUGGCUGGACCUGUGGCUAGACGAAGGCACAGGCCUUCCUGUGCCGCUCAGCGUCGUCUCGCACGCAGCAACAGCAGCAACAGCAGCAGCAACUGCUGCAGCAAGUGCAGGCUUUGCUGCUGCAGCAAGUGCAGGCUUUGCUGCUGCAGCAGGAGUGGAGUGGAGGAGGCACUUUGGGGAAGCCUCAGGGGCGGACACUGCUGCUGGCGAGGGCCCCCCAGCAGCAGCAGCAGCAGCAGCAGCAGCAGCAGCAGCAGCAACGCCCGAAGCCACUGAAGCUGCCACAGCAGCAGCAGCAGCUGCUGCUGCUGCUUCCCGUUGCGUCGUGUUUUUGUACAGUUUGCCUUUCUGGGUGAGCAGCAGCACUUUAGCUGCUGCUCCCCACGACGCAGCUCAAGCUGCUGCUGCUGCUGCGUUUGCCCAGAGACCAACAGCAGCACGGGAGUUGCUGCGCCAAGUAGCACAGGGCAUUGGAGAGGGCCUCCAGCAGCAGCAGCAGCAGCAGCAGCAGCAGCAGCUGCAGCUGCAGCAGCAGCAGCUGCAGGGACCUGGGGACGAGCAGCUGUGCGGCUUUGAGGCCUCUCUCGCGCUGCUCAACGUCUCUGCUGCAGUCUACAACAGCAUGCAGCAGCAGCUGCACUGCUGGAGGCUGCUGCAGCUGCGACAGCAGGCAGCAGCAGCAGCAGCAGCAGCAGCAGCAGCAGCUCACGCUGGCGGCAUCGGCAGCCGCACGAAGGACCGCCCGAACGGCAAGCGGCCGCCGCAGCAGCAGCAGCAGCAGCAGCAGGAGGAGGAGGAGCAGGUGCUGCUGCUGCUGCAGCAGCAGCAGCAGCCGCUGGCGGGGGCCCCCGCGCAGGGCUGCGGGCGGGGCCUGUGGGGCCCCCUGUGCUGGCUGCUGCUGCUGCUGCUGAAGCUGUGGGGCCACUUCUGCGCGGGCCUCUGCGGGCUGCGGGUCUGGGGGGCCCUUGGGGGCCCCUGCAGCAAGCUGCAGCUUGCUGCUACGCUGCAGCAAGUUGUGCUGCGCUUCAAGAUUUGUGCGGGGUGGCCGGGGGCCCUUCGCCAGCAGCAGCGCCUUGCUGCUGCUCUCGCGGACUGCAGCAGACGCGAGCAGCAGCAGCAGCAGCAGCAAACCGCCGCCGCUGCAGCAGCCGGCGACCUGCCCCUGGCCUCCCCCUCCGUCCCCGCGCUGGAGGCUGCUGCCUCUCCGGGGCCCCCUGUGGGGCCCCCCUCGGGGGCCCCCACAGCGGGGGCCCCCGGGGGCCCCUCCGGGGGGCCCCCCGGGGGGGCCCCCCGGGGGGCCCCCUGCGGGGGUGCAUGCGGUGGGGAGGGUCUGUGGGGGGCCUGUGUCUGGUGGGGGGCGUAG
Eimeria necatrix is the source of this 2124-nucleotide messenger RNA. RefSeq names its product N-acetylglucosaminyl transferase component domain containing protein, putative. The transcript has a single exon. Lineage: Eukaryota; Apicomplexa; Conoidasida; Eucoccidiorida; Eimeriidae. The coding region runs from base 1 to 2124 and encodes 707 amino acids. The record is from RefSeq and is a predicted model, not a curated record.